AUGGCUCAACAAAACAGUCCGUCCAAGUCCCUGACAGGCGUCGCCGAUGAGGAUCAUCCAGACGCGUCCUCUCAAGCCAUUUCUAACACCAACCUUCCCAUAGAUCCCUCGAUUUCUCAGGCUAGCCCAACUUAUCCUCCGUACUCUCCAUACGGUCCACAAGACCAGUCGAUGCAUCAACAGUACCCUCCCAACUACGGCCACAACAUGCCGCCUCGCCCGCCGCCCGACCAAGCUUGGGGUGGCUAUCCGCCGCAGCACGGUAUGCCAGGUCCUUACCAGCAUCCCAGUCAGGUGCCAGGUCCACCGCCAUCGUCCGCAAGCCAACGCCCAGGUCAAGUCUACUCGUUUGUUCCGAUCCCAGGCGCCCAACAACACAAGCGCCCACGCCGUCGUUACGAAGAAAUUGAGCGCAUGUACAAGUGUGGCUGGAAUGGCUGCGAAAAGGCGUACGGCACACUCAAUCAUCUGAAUGCGCAUGUCACUAUGCAGUCACACGGUCAAAAGAGAACUCCAGAAGAGUUCAAGGAGAUUCGCAAGGAAUGGAAGGCUCGCAAGAAGGAGGAAGAGUCCGUCCGCAAGGCCGAAGACGAGCGUGCUCGCCAGGCGCAGGCUGCUCAACAGGCCCAGCAGGUCGAUAAUCAAGGCCCUGAUCCUCAACAUGUCCCACAGUCCGGCUAUCAGCAGAACGGUGGUCGUCCUUCCCUUCCGCCGAUCGGCUAUCAAGGAGCCGAUUCUCAGCACCAGGGCCAAUACGCUCCACAACAGCCAAAUUCGAUGGCCUACCCUCAACAGAAUGGUCAAAUGCAGCCUCCCUACGGCGGCUAUCCUCAAUCGCCUUACGGUCAACAAGGACAGGGUGCGAUGUAUGGCCAGCAACCGCAUGGAGGCCAGUACUAG
This is a messenger RNA of Cyphellophora attinorum, 900 nucleotides long. RefSeq lists its product as uncharacterized. Gene Ontology annotation, biological process: regulation of DNA-templated transcription. The record is from RefSeq and is a predicted model, not a curated record. NCBI's taxonomy places the organism in Eukaryota, Fungi, Ascomycota, Eurotiomycetes, Chaetothyriales, Cyphellophoraceae. The coding region runs from base 1 to 900 and encodes 299 amino acids. The transcript is spliced from 4 exons.